AUGAUCAGAGAUGAAACAGAGUUGGAUAAAAAAAUUGCUAUUCACCACAUAACAGGCAUGGCCACAGAAAAGCUAAGAAAAAUGAGUGAAGUUGUGUUUCAAAAGACAAACACUAAAAUAGAUAUCUAUACAACAGUCAGAAAUCAAGGAAAAGAUAGGGAACGCACCACCUAUGGAAUGAUAAUUAGUGAAGGAGGAAAAACAUAUAAAGAGGUGCUGAGCAAGGUGAAAGCUAUCGUGAAAACAAACUCCUCAGUAGACGCGGUAAGAAGUAUUAAAAGUACGAAAGACGGAAAACUUUUGCUUACAAUCGAAAAAAAUCAAGACGCCCUCACAAACAUUCAUAAGGCUCUCAAAGAUGACAAAUCAGGACUAAAGACCAAACGCCUGGGAAUCGAUAGAUACGAGACACUGCACAUUCGGGGAUUGGAAGCUGACUCUACCGCUGAAGACAUUAUACAAUCGAUCAGAGAAACCGUUGGAAACUGGGAAGAAGACAAUAAACUCAGUGAAUUAAGACCCUUAAACAACGACACACUUGCAGCCACUAUAACAUUGAAAUCAGAUUAUGCAGAAACCCUGACAGAACAAGGAUUCUUACGAGUCGGUUUAGUUAAAUGCAGACUAGAAAAGAGGCUUAAUAUUAAAAGAUGCAUAAAAUGCUGGUCCUACGAACACACCGCAGAAAAAUGUGAGGGAACAGAUCGCUCAAAACAUUGCUUCAAAUGCGGGGGAAGUGACCACUCCUCAAAGGAAUGUACCAAUGACGAAUCGUGCCCAAUCUGUAAAGAGCAAGGCCACAAAGCCGGUACCAUGAAGUGUCCUGAGUUUAAGGCAGCACUUAAACACUUAAACAAGCCAGACUGGAGGAAAGGUUAA
Psylliodes chrysocephalus is the source of this 879-nucleotide messenger RNA. The record is from the annotation of a GenBank genome assembly. NCBI's taxonomy places the organism in Eukaryota, Metazoa, Arthropoda, Insecta, Coleoptera, Chrysomelidae.